Lathyrus oleraceus (garden pea) is the source of this 870-nucleotide messenger RNA. RefSeq lists its product as uncharacterized. The coding region runs from base 1 to 870 and encodes 289 amino acids. The record is from RefSeq and is a predicted model, not a curated record. Gene Ontology annotation, biological process: proteolysis. The transcript has 2 exons. Gene Ontology annotation, molecular function: aspartic-type endopeptidase activity. Lineage: Eukaryota; Viridiplantae; Streptophyta; Magnoliopsida; Fabales; Fabaceae.
AUGGCUGCCCAUAAUGUUCAAUUUCAAGAAGAAACCCGGAACAAUCAGAAAAACACCACGGCAUCUAUAAAGAAUCUUGAAGUCCAAAUGGGGAAAAUCGCUCAGCAACUAGCUUCGAGUUCUCAAGCACAAGUGGAUGAAGAGAAAGAACAAUUGAUCGAAGUGGACCUCGUGAUCAAAGAAAAUGAAGUUGUUAGGGAAGAAGUGGUAACACCGAAGCCGGUUGUGAAAGAAAUAGUCAUUGAGCCAAAGUCGGUUGUUAAACUCCCCUUCCUCACUAGAAACAAGAAAAAAGGACAACAUGAGAAAAACUUUGAAAAAUUCUUAGAGUUGUUCAAGAAGCUGGAGAUUAACAUUCUGUUGUUGGAGGCACUUGAACAACUGCCUACGUAUGCCAAGUUCAUGAAGGAUAUCAUUUCAAAGAGGCGUACCACCGACACUAACCCAAUUAUUCUAACCGAAACUUGUAGUGCUAUUUUGCAGGGUAUGAAGAUUCCGAUAAAGAAGAAGGAUCGAGGAGUUGUCACUAUCCCAUGUACUAUUGGAGAUAGGUCGUUCAACAAAGCUCUUAUUAAUCUGGGAGCUAGUGUGAGUAUCAUGCCAUUAUAUAUUUACAAGAAGCUUGGUAUAGGGGUUGUGCAAGAUACCAGAAUGACACUCCAAUUCACCGAUCGUUCGGUCAAGAAACCGUAUGGCAUUGUUGAAGUUGUUCUGGUGAAAAUUGAUAAGUUUGUAUUUCCAGUGGAUUUUGUAAUUCUUGAAAUGCCGGAAGAUGAAGAGAUCCCUCUCAUUCUAGGGAGACCCUUUUUUGGAGACGGGAGGGUGCUUGAUAAACAUAGAAGAAGUAACAAUGACGCUGAAGGUUUAUGA